AUGAGAAAUUAUUUAUUGUUGAGAGAUAGACUAACACAAGUUUGGCUUAAUAAGUAUAGCAUAACUGUAACUAUUCUGACCGCCAAGAUUGUAUUAUUUAACUAUUUCAUUAUAAGGAUACUAAGGUAUACAGAAAAGUAUGCAAUUUCAAGUUGUAAUGGUUUAGAUCAAGUGAAUCGCAAAGUUUAUGACGAUCUUCCGAUCUUUGUGAACACUCUUGGAAACUAUAUGAUUAGAAAGUCCAUGCUUGAAAGUGUCGAGGCUAGUCUCCGUGGUUUAGAGAUCCUGAUUGACGCUAGCGAGGGUCUGUUAGGUUUCUUAGUGGAUUUGUACCUUGGCACUUAUGCCUGCCUCUUAAUUAGUGCUGUCGAUGGCGCUGUCGAUGUAGCUACAAAUACUACCGAACAUAUAUUAGAGGCAGUAAACAAUACUUUAAUUGAGGCCACACGCGGACUAGAUGAUGGUUUAAACGACCUGACCUCAUUAAUAAAUAAAGGCGGAAAUAGACUGUCCAGCAUAUUCAAGAGCGAUAACUCUGUAGCUGCGAGUUUAAGUAAAGUAAACUUUACUGUCAAGGGCCUUCGAAAUAUACAUUUAUCAUCAAAGAUAAACGACCAAUUACAGUAUAUGGCAGAUAAAGUACCCAGUUUCGACGACUUGAAGUCAGAAACUAAGGAUCUUAUAUCUAUACCGUUUUACCAUGUUAAAAGAGAAAUUACUAAAGUAAAUGCCGAAUCUUUAUUACCUGAUACCAAAAUUCUGUAUUUAAGAAAUAACACCGACACAACUUUAUACCCAAUUUGUGGUCAAUAUAUCCCAAAUAUUAAGAAAGUAUAUGAACACCUAAUCCACAUAUUAAAAGUAGGAAAUAUAUUGGUGGCAAUACUCGGUAUUUUUAUAGCUUUGUUUAUGGCUAUACCUAGUAUUCAAAAAGAAUAUCAAGAAUCGAAACGACUUAAUAACGUUCAAGAUGAAGUAAGUCAAUAUAUUGACAAUAAAGAAUUCAUGUCCUCCGGAGACAACUCUUCACUCAAUUACAGUCCCUUUAACGAUAGUAAAUUCAAUUUAGCUGAAUCAUAUCAACGUAAUUUCAAUCCAAUAGCAAGGUGGAUGACAAUUAAAAUGGGCAAAUACUUUGGGAACGAUGAGACCGAAUAUUCAGAAAGAUUGCAAUUUUGUAUGCUCUACAUCUUUUCUAGUAGGUCCUCAACAAUAAUGGCAAUGGGAUUAAUCGGUUUAAUAACUGUAGCCAUUCAACUCAUCGUUAUCCAGAUAAUUAGUAAUUAUCUUAGUAACACAGGCAAGGUUCAUAUUCAAUUACAAGCUUCAAACGAUGAAAUCAACAAGAUGAUCAAAAGCGACAUCAAUUUAUGGACUUCCCUGGCAAAUCAAUACGUAAAUGGCACUGAGGCAAACCUGAACACACAAGUGUUUGGAUGGAUAACAAACACAACUGCAAGUGUCAAUGCCACUGUAGCACACGCUGUUGACAAAAUUGAAUACAUUUUAGCGUCCAGCUUUAACAAUACGCCAUUGUAUAAACCCAUGAAAACGGUUGUGGGAUGUGCAAUAUUGCGGAAGUUAAUAUCUGUCGAGAAUGCAAUGACUUGGAUAAACAAUGAAGCCCAUAUAAAGCUACCUAGAAUCAACACAACAGAGCUCAUUAACAUUGCUGGCCACACGAAAAUGUUACCAUCAUCGAAUGAAUCCCACAUGUUCGACCAAGUAGAAAAAAUUGUGAACAUAGCCCGCAAGACCGCAUUGAAUGAAUUGUAUGUUCCCCUAGCAUUAAUUGGAAUUUGGUUAACACAAAUCCCAAUGGCUCUAUUGCUGUCCUGGAGACGAUGCGAUACCACAGGAAAAACGUAA
This is a messenger RNA of Nakaseomyces glabratus, 1869 nucleotides long. It is a transcript of the gene PRM1, whose product is annotated as pheromone-regulated protein PRM1. Gene Ontology annotation, cellular component: mating projection tip. NCBI's taxonomy places the organism in Eukaryota, Fungi, Ascomycota, Saccharomycetes, Saccharomycetales, Saccharomycetaceae. The record is from RefSeq and is a predicted model, not a curated record.